AUGAUACGACUAGCAAUAACGUCACGGAUGCUCCAGCAGCCGUCAUUGAUACGCGCUAUAAAGCAGAGCACCAAGCGUUUCAAUGAAACAGCUACGCAACCCCAACCAACAUUUGUUGCUCCUGUAGUCGUCAAACCUCCACCACCACGAAGAGGAGGCUACUUUUCCGGAAGUUUGACUGGUUUCUUGGUUGGAACUUCGCUGACAGGAUUAGCAUGCUAUGUUUUCUUGCUGGAUGAGUAUCAACAAAGCAGCAACUCGUUACUAUCUACUGUGGAAGAUGUUGCAACUUCUGUUGCCAAAGUGAAAGAUUAUACAAAGAAGAUCGUGUCUGUUGAGAAAGAUUUGAAGACACACAAAUCUGUUGCUGCCACAAAAGACGAUAUAGAAACGCUGAGAAAUGAACUUUUGAAAGCUAUUGAUGAUCUCAGAGUUGAACAUUUAGAAUCAAAGACUCAACUAUGGGAGUUGACUCAAAGUGUAGUGUCGUUGCAAGAAAAGAGCAAAUCUUCGUCUUCGUAA
Synchytrium microbalum is the source of this 522-nucleotide messenger RNA. RefSeq lists its product as uncharacterized. The transcript is spliced from 4 exons. NCBI's taxonomy places the organism in Eukaryota, Fungi, Chytridiomycota, Chytridiomycetes, Synchytriales, Synchytriaceae. The record is from RefSeq and is a predicted model, not a curated record. Bases 1 to 522 code for a protein of 173 amino acids.